GUUUGGUUUUAUUAAGAAAAAAGGCUUGUCUACCAUAGAUAACUUUCUGUUUCGAAUUUCAAGAAAGUAGGAAUCGAUAAAAACAACAAAUGAAUGAGUUUUAGUUGAACAUUAUUAAGCAAGAAUAUAUAGAUAAUCCCAAAACAGAAAAACAUUAACUUAAAUAUAUAUGGUGUUUUCAUUGCCAUCCAAAAUGUCUACAGAUACAGAAAACAAUAUAAUUUCUCAACAUGACGUUAAUAACGACUGGAAAGAUUUGUUAGCUAUGCUUCAUGAAAUUCCAGGCUAUGAAGAAGUGACAGAGCCAUUAGAUGUUAUGAUAAAAAUAAGACAAGUCAAUGAACAAGUAAGGCAACUGCAGCUCGAGCUGAAAACAUGCAACGAGCUUUUACGAGAAAAAGAAGAAUCAUCAGCGCCACAAGACAAAAAGAUGUUAAGAUAUGCCUCGAUGAUUCAAACGUUUGAGGAACGAAUUAAAGACUUGGAAAAUACCGUAGACGAUCAGAGUCAAAUGUUGAGAGAAAAAGACAUUGAAAUAGAAAACAUAAAAAACGCACAGGAUCCUCAAAAUAAUAAUUCAAAUUUAGAACAUAAACUAAUACUGAUGAAGCAGUCAAAGGACGAAUUGUAUGUCCAUUGGAAGGACGUCAUAUCAAAGAGGGAUGAAAUCCAAAAAAAAUAUGAUUCUUUGGACAGACAGUUCACAGCACUCGUAAAAGAAAAAGACCAACAAAAAGAAAGUUUUACACCAAACGGUGUUGACUCUCCCACGCCUGUUUAUGAAGACGAUGUUAUUGUUUCCUUAAAAAAGAAGGAUUCUAAUGGAAGAUUUGGCGUGAAGUUUGGCAUCAAAAACGGUCCGCCAUUUCUGAACGAAUCUAACAUAGUGAUACUCAAUGUGGACGAAAAAUUGGUUGGAUCGCAAUUAAUGCCUGAAGACCUUGUGAUUGAAAUAAAUGGACAAAAUACCCAAAAUAGUAAAAUGGAUUUUGUUCGUAUGUGCUGUGGCUUGAGAACAGACGAGCUUGCUCUAAAGAUCAGACAUCCCAAAUGCACAAUGGAAACGUAUGAAAUGGAAGGGAAUCGAGAACUCUUUGAAGACUGGGGUGUGUCAUUGGGAAUCUUUUUAAAAGAAGUUAAAAUAAAUUCGUAUGCUUCUCAUUACGUUAAGUUACGAGAAUUAGAUGAAAUCAUAGAGGUAAACAGACACGACAUUAAUACUUUGAAACUACCAGACAUAAUGCGCAAAAUGAGAAAACCAGUCCGUUUAAAAGUGCGAAGAGAUAUCACAAAAACACAACAUGGUGGUACUAACACGUUCUCUACACCACCGUCUGUAACGUCAGGCGAAGACCAAGGAAGCAACAGCGAAAUCUUCAAAUAUCCAGAGAGCAUCCAAAUUGAUUCUAGUAUGGCUAUACCUCCAAGACCUGUUCUUGAGCCACCGACUAUACCUCGAGAAGGAGUUGUUGAAGUCGAGAUUGAGAAAAGAUCGUUCGAAUUCAUUGGAUGGCAUUUUAUUGGUGGUAAUAAAGUUGGUAUUUUUAUCAAAGCUGUGGACCCUUGGUCCCCUGCUGAAAAGGCUGGUAUCAGGGUUGGAUGGAGGCUGUUGGCUCUAAACGGAUACAGUGUUGAGAAUGUGGCAUUCUCUUUUGCAAUGGACUUAAUCAACUCAUUUCGAGACAAAAGUCCUAUCAAAGCGACUCUGCAAGAAUUUAGUGAGGAUGAAUAUCGCAGAUUUUUGGAAAGCAAACCAUACGAUACCUUUUAUGUAAAAGCUUUAGAAAAUCAUUCGUCUUCCGGUGAUUUGUCUUUCAAAAAGAACGAGGUAUUGUGCAUCAUAGAUUCAUCUGUCGUCAAAAAUGAACAACGAAAGUGGAAUGCUAAGAAACAAAGUAACGGUACCGAACAAACUGGCCUCGUUCCAACUCAAGCUUCAAGUUUCAAUACAGAACAUAUUUACGAAGAAAUCAGUUCGACUAAAAGCAUCAAAACUAAAAAGAGAAGAGAUUACUACUACAUUAAUGACGAUGUUGACGUGAAACCUCAAGUCGAUAAGGGCUUACCGUUUUGAACACAGUCUAGCUCACGCGACGAUAGAAAGAUAGAGCGGUCACGCCCGUUUAUGUAGAAGUCGUAACACGAUCCCUCACCAAUAGCGACAUGGAAUGUUUUGAUCGUCAUAAUGUUGUUGCGUCGUUAUUGACGUAAACAAUAGAGAUUCAUUUCUUUAUUUCUACCUUCAUGUGCAAGAAGGAAGAAAGAACAAGCAAUAACAUAAUACACCACAGAUACAUUUUGCUAAAAUGGCACGAAACAAAAUACAGCGACACACGAGUAUAACUUGCGCUUAUGUUCAUUUAUACUUAAAAAAAAGGAUUUUUUAGUUGAAAAUUAAAUUAUGUUGUAAUAAUUUUUUUCCAUUUUUUAUUAAUAAUCGACAUCACGGGUUUAUUAAGUUAUCUUAAUUCUUAUAAACAAAUGUCUGGUCAAUGUAAAUUGAAUUAUUUCAAUUAUUUCAGGCACGUUGCGAAGUUUUCUUUUUUAAAUUGUUACUUUAAACAAGCAAUACAUCCGAAUCCUCUUGUUAGCCAGUCGUGGUAUAUUACUAUAGCAUUCACUUUGUUGUGUGGGCGAAGUUAAACAAACCGUGUCAUCUCGAUGGUAUAUUUUGAUGGAUAUCUGAUGCAUAUAUUUGUAAAAUAUUAAUUUAUAUUUUAGAAUUUUUUAUUUUGUGGUUUCACUUUGUCACAUGACAUUUACGAAAGGAUCUCCUUGAUUUGUAAUCUCGC
Hydractinia symbiolongicarpus is the source of this 2792-nucleotide messenger RNA. RefSeq lists its product as uncharacterized. The transcript has 16 exons. The coding region runs from base 170 to 2074 and encodes 634 amino acids. Gene Ontology annotation, molecular function: cell adhesion molecule binding. Gene Ontology annotation, biological process: protein localization to cell-cell junction; cell-cell adhesion; cell-cell junction organization. Gene Ontology annotation, cellular component: plasma membrane; bicellular tight junction. NCBI's taxonomy places the organism in Eukaryota, Metazoa, Cnidaria, Hydrozoa, Anthoathecata, Hydractiniidae. The record is from RefSeq and is a predicted model, not a curated record.